Oryza sativa Japonica Group (Japanese rice) is the source of this 1752-nucleotide messenger RNA. Its product is annotated as protein PLASTID TRANSCRIPTIONALLY ACTIVE 16, chloroplastic. The record is from RefSeq and is a predicted model, not a curated record. Lineage: Eukaryota; Viridiplantae; Streptophyta; Magnoliopsida; Poales; Poaceae.
UGCCAAUGCCAUCCCCCACGCGUCGGCGCGCCCCACCCAUCUCCACACUUUCCUCAUCCCACGGCGCCCAUGCCCACCACCUGUUCGACCACCUGACACGCCUGCCAUGCCUCCCGCCCUCACCUCCAACCCCCCCUCCUUCCGCCCCCUCUCCACCCCUCUAACCCGCCGCCGUGCCGCCACAACCUUCCUCUGCCGUGUCGGCCCUGGCAAGCCUUCCAAGGACACCGGCGCGGAUGACGAGCCGAAGAAGAGGUCGUUCUUCGCCGAUUUCGGUAAGCUCUCGGAUGGAAGGUCGCUGAUACCGGCCUUCCCGCCGGCCGCGGCUGGGUCUCUGUUCGCCGGCGGGAGGGGGAGGAAGGACCCGCAGACAGUGUUCGUCGCGGGCGCCACGGGGCAGGCGGGAGUUCGCAUCGCGCAGACGCUGCUGCGGCAGGGGUUCGCCGUGCGCGCCGGGGUGCCGGACCUCGCGUCCGCCCAGGAGCUGGCGCGGCUCGCCUCCGCGUACCGGCUCAUUUCCCCCACCGAGGCGCGCCGACUCAACGCGGUGGAGUCCGAUUUCGAGGACCCCGAGGCGAUCGCCAAGUCCAUCGGCCCUGCAACUAAGGUGGUGGUUACAGUCGGCGCAGCUGAGAAGGGGCCCGACGGCGGUGUGGUCACCACCGACGAGGCGCUCCGAGUUGUGCAGGCUGCUGACCUUGCCGGCGUGACACACGUUGUGGUGGUGUACGACCUGGGGGCCGGUGACCCCAGUGGUGAGUCGACGUACAAUGUGCUCGACGGGUUCACGUCCUUCUUCUCGAACCUCUUCUCCCGUGUGCAGUCCUUGCCACUAAACGAGUUCUUGGCUAAGGUGGUGGAGACCGACGUCAGGUACACUCUCAUCAAGACGUCACUCACAGAUGACUACAGCCCUGAGAGCACCUAUGGCUUGGUCCUGGCCAAAGAGGGCGCGUCCAGCACUACUUCCUCAACAGAAACCGGCAAGGUGUCCAAGUUGCAGAUUGCUGGUCUUGUGGCAGAUGUCUUCUCCAACGUGGCAGUCGCGGAGAACAAGGUUGUCCAAGUUUCCACUAGCUCAUCAGUAACAUCCAAGACCAUAGAGGAGGCUUUCUCAGCUAUCCCUGAGGACAGUAGAAGGAAGGAGUACCAAGAUGCUGUUGCAAAAGCACAGGCAGAAGAGGAGACUCGGGCUUCGCAGCGAACUCGUCAGGCAGAAGAGGACACUACUACGGUCAAAGCCGGGGGGAAGAAGACGCCCUCUGAUGAGGCAGCUGCAAGUGAGGCGCAAGCUUCUCUGGAGAACCUUCUGAGCAGAGCCAAAGGGUUCGGCACGGACUUCUCAUGGGAGAAGCUCAGCACACAACUUGCAGGAGUGGCCACUCAGGACUCAGACGAGGUGGAACCAAAAGCGCAGAUCGCCACCGUGAGAGGCCAGGCAAAAGCAAAGAAGCUGGCACCACAGAGAGCUGUUGUGAAGCCCGCGGCGCAGAAGACAAGACCAACACCAAAGCAGCCGGAAUCCAAGCCGGAUGUGAGGCCCGUGUUUGGGGGACUCUUCAAGCAAGAAACAAUCUUUGUGGAUGAGGACUGAGCUAAUGCAGACUCUGCCAUUUUUCUUAAUCUUUUGUAUGCUAUAUCUAUGAAGCUCUUGGUGUAUUCUUGGAAAGUGAAUGAGUGACAGUUGUAUAAAAUUGGCUGCAAAACCGUAUAACAUUCUCUGCAGGUGAGAAUUGUUCGCUUAUUUCGGAA